CGGUUUCAAAAUGCGAAUCGUUUUUAUUUUGGCUCUUCUAAUCGUUGGUGUCAUCGCAGAUUCUGAUUCUUUCGAUGAAAUAAAGUCAAGAAUCAAGGAGUUGGUGGAUAAUGGUAAGGGUAAGAAUGAAGAUAAAGGCAAGAAAAUUAGUUUCAAGCGGAAGACAUCAAAGUUUGAUUAUGACAAUGAUGAAGGAGAUUUGAGACAAGGAGGAGCUUAUUUUGUCAAUAAUGAAGAUGACAAUGAUGAGAGCUAUUACAAUUUCAAAAAUUCCCCGAAGAACAAACGAGAUGAGACAAGGGAAAAUGACUUCAAUGAGGAUAAUGACGAGGAUUCAAUGGAAAGAAGAGAAAGAGAUUCUGCAACCCGCUCCAGAUUUAGAGAUUCGAAUGAGGAUACUGACUCUUUUGAUGGUUCCGUGAAGAACGAUGACAACGAGAAGCCCCAAUCUUCAGAAUCAAAUGAAAAUUCUGAUGUCUCUUCAAAAUCCCGAUCUGACAGUGAUUACUACAAAAAUGGAAAGAAAAAGGGUUUCUUGGGAAAAUUAAUUGGGAAAGUGACGGAUAAACUGAAGACGAUCCCAAGAAAAUUCGCAGCUGGUGCAGCUCUUCUCACAGGAAAAGUAGUGUCUGGAGCUGCAAGCAUUCCUGAGAAAGUGGUUGAUGGAGUGAAGAGUAUUCCUGGAAAAGCAAAGAGCAUUCUUCCAGGUGGAAAAAAGAAGAACGGAGAUAUUACAUUAAAUGAUUAUACACAGGAUUCUUCUCCACAGGAAAAUCAUUUGCAUGUUCAUAGAGAUAGGCAUUAUCAUGAUGAGAGACAUGCACAUCAAGAUGACAGUCAACAAUUCAGUGUUUAUAAUGAUUGGGAUGGAUUUGGUUCUAAUAGAAGAAAUUAUCCAGUUAUUUAUGAUGGAUUCCGUUCAAAAAGAAGUGUUGAAUUUAAGAAACCUGGACAACUUCACAAAAAAGAGAGCAUUGGCUUUAUGUUCUAAAUUGUGCUGAAUAUUUUAAUAAAUGAUUAAUCAUG
Molecule: messenger RNA, 1026 nt
Organism: Caenorhabditis elegans
Lineage: Eukaryota; Metazoa; Nematoda; Chromadorea; Rhabditida; Rhabditidae
Gene: F13E9.9
Product: FIP (Fungus-Induced Protein) Related
Exons: 4
Coding region: 11-991 (326 amino acids)
Source: RefSeq, marked reviewed